Messenger RNA from Drosophila melanogaster (fruit fly), 2416 nucleotides. RefSeq lists its product as uncharacterized. The transcript is spliced from 2 exons. NCBI's taxonomy places the organism in Eukaryota, Metazoa, Arthropoda, Insecta, Diptera, Drosophilidae. Bases 155 to 1786 code for a protein of 543 amino acids. Gene Ontology annotation, molecular function: oxidoreductase activity. The record is from RefSeq and is marked reviewed.
ACGCCAGUGUGUUGCUCGUGGUUUUCAUUGCUGGGUGGGGGGAGCUUUUUCGAAACUCUUAUCAAAAGUCGGAUUCGCGGGCAGGGAUUCGUUCGUUAUCGAAACAGAUGAGCGAACAUGCCGUUACUUUUUAAUCAAAAGACGUGUGUAGUUUAUGUUGUACGGAAAGUGGACGGUAAUAAAACUCAAGUGUCUGGAAUUGCAAUGCACCAUUGCCAUAAGCAAAUUUCCAAUGCACAAUAUUCAGUUACCCGGAAUGAGUGGCGCACAGCGGAAUCAGGAUCGCAAGAUCGUUGUCAUCGGAGCAGGAGCCUCGGGUGUGGCCUGUGCCACCAAACUGCUGGAAUUGGGCUUUCAGAAUGUGCUCGUCGUGGAGGCGGAGGAUCGUCUAGGUGGCCGCAUACACACUAUACCCUUUGCGGACAACGUCAUUGAUCUGGGUGCCCAAUGGUGUCAUGGGGAACGGGACAACAUUGUGUACGAACUGACACGGAAACAGGAUGAGGAGCUGCUGGAGUCGACGGGUCCGGUCUACGAAAACUAUGAGUGCGUCCGCUCCAACGGAGAUGUGGUACCGGAAGAGGUAUCUAGUCGCCUGAAAGCCAUCGUCGGGGAUUCACUGGUCACCCGGCAACUGGAGCUGCGUCACUGCAGCGGUUCCUUGGGCAGCUAUCUGACCAACAAGUUUUACGACACUCUCCGGCGUCCGGAAAACUCCGAUAUAGACGCAGAGGUGGCCAGUGAGUUCUUUGUCAACUAUCAGAAAUUCGAGAACUCCGUCGAGGCCUCGGAUACGCUAGAACAAGUUUCGGGACGAGGUUACCUGGACUAUUGGGAGUGCGAGGGCGAUAUCCUGCUAAACUGGAAGGACAAGGGCUAUGUGGAGCUUCUACGGCUUCUCAUGCGCUCCAGGGAGUUAAAUGUGGAGCAUGGAGUUCUGGAGCAGCGUCUCCUGCUUGGCACUCGUGUUGUGAAGAUCAACUGGAAUCGGAACGACGGACGCGUGGAACUUCAAAUGAGCAAUGGAGAGACCUGUAUAGCUGACCAUGUGGUGGUCACGGUUUCAUUGGGAGUUCUCAAGGAUCAGCACCUUCGGCUAUUUGAGCCACAGCUUCCAGUAGAGAAACAACGUGCCAUUGACGGUUUGGCCUUUGGAACGGUCAACAAAAUCUUUGUGGAGUUUCCCGAGGCAUUUUGGCCCGAGGAUUGGACGGGUUUCACCAUGCUCUGGCGGGACGAGGAUUUGGAUGACAUACGCGGCACUUCUCGAGCAUGGUUGGAGGAUGUCUUUGGCUUCUACAGGGUGAGCUAUCAGCCGAGAAUCUUGGCGGGCUGGAUAACCAAUGAGAGCGGCAGGCACAUGGAAACCCUUCCCGUUGAUGAGGUCCAGGCUGGCGUUAUGUACCUCUUCCGAAGAUUCCUGAGGUGGAAAAUCCCAGAUCCCGCGAAUUUCCGCACCUCUGCCUGGUAUACGAAUGACAAUUUUCGUGGGUCCUACUCCUAUCGAUCCAUGGACACGGAGCAGCUGGGAACGGGUGCACGGGAGUUAUCCCAUCCCCUGACCGUGGUGGCCACCACUCCGGAGAAGGACAAGGACUCGGAGGACGAGGCGUGGCAGCAGAGUCGCUGCGAUAGACCCAUUGUCCAGUUCGCCGGAGAAGCGUCCAGCGAGCACUACUACUCCACGGUUCACGGAGCAGUCGAGGCGGGAUGGCGGGAGGCCAGACGACUGGCCCAGUUUUACGGAAUAAGCGUGUCCCGUUCUGGAACCAAAUCGCAACUCUAGCUGUAGGCUAGGAUAUCGUAGAACAUGUAUAGACGACAGCGAUACCUGACCCAGUUAUACGUGUGGAUGUAGAAUUCUGUCUUCGCACUACAAGAUACAAUCAAGAAAACUGAUCAGUACAUCCUGGAUAGACUUCAUAUGCCUAAGCUAAUAAUUUACACAUUUGCCAUAGGUUAGCAUAGGUGACAGAUUAUAUUUACGAGUUUAUAUGUACGUGAGCAUGUCAAUAUGUCAACAAGUGCGCUGCCCAAUAAAGCUGUGUUUAAGUCUUCUCUAACCUAAAUAAAGUUAAUAUAUACAUCAUCAAUUGCUAAGCUAAUGAAAAACGCUUCCCUCUCAAUCGCAUUUAAAAUAGUUUUUUUUUUUUAUUAGUUUCUCACUUGUUUUCAACAAUUUGUCACUACGUUUUUGGUGAAAUCAGUUUUCGAAAUGAGACAUGUCGUCACACAGAACUUCACAUUGUAUCCAAUAUGCUUCAGUUAGUGAGUGUAUAUACAACUGAGAUACAAUACGAUUAGCUUUAGGUUUUACGGGGGGAUUAACUCUGUACUUUGAUUUCAACAACGUGUAAUACAUACAUUUAUAAUUAAGUCAUUCUUUGAACACAAAUAAAUUUUGUACAACAAGUUU